AUGGAGAGAGGGACGGAGAGAGGGACGGAGAGAGGGACGGAGAGAGGGACGGAGAGGGAGACGGAGAGGGAGACGGAGAGAAGGACGGAGAAGGAGACGAGGGAGCAGGAAGGGAUAAGGGAUGGAGCCCCGGACAACGGGGCCCUAGAUUCAGGGUCCCCUACACGGCAAGGAACCUCGGGACCCCCAGGGGCCUCGUCUCCCUCCUCCCACAAGAUGGGCUUCUCCUACAACCGUGAUGCUGACCUCAUCAAGAAGAAGAGGGCCAGCCUCCGUCACUCUGAGUCUGAGACCGCCUCCGACUGCAGCAACCCCACCCCUGACAACCACGCUGACACGCCCACUAAACAGGAGCCAACGCCCGUCCCCAGAUCCCCAGUGGAAAAGAAGGUGCAGUCUCGGCAGGAGGAGCUGAAGGAAAGAGCCAGGCUUCUCCUGGAGCAGGCCCGGCGGGAUGCUGCCAUGAAGGCCGGCAGCAAGCACACAGCCAGUUCAACUAACUCAGCCCCAGUUAAAACACCACAAGUCACUGACGAGAGAGACGUGGAGCGCCGGAGGCAGCUGAGGGAGAGGGCCAGACAGCUCAUCGCCGAGGCUCGCUCUGGGGUCAAGAUCACAGAGAUGCCCCUUUACGACACGACCGCUGACCGAGGGAGAGGCAAAACCACCCCUACUGGAGGUUAGACACACACACACACACACACACACACACAUGUUUAAAGCCAGCCGCUAACACACUUGCAUAGACACGUGUCCAGCUGGUUGACAUUUCAAACAAAUGAAGAACACGGUUUUUAAGUCAAUCUGUUUUUCCUUUUAAAUUGUCUUUCUACAUCAGUGUGUUUUAAACAUCCCAGGAUGCUGUGUUUCUCUGGAGGACAUCUGUGCUGCAUUUAACCACAAGGAAAUUACACAUGAAUGUUGCCACCCACACACACACACAAAUACACACACACACACACACACACACACACACACACACACACAAGUAAAUUGUAAGCUGAAAGCACUCACUGGUGGAGACAUUUCCAUUAGUCCUUCUCUCUAAGGGCUAUCGCUAAUCCCCCAAAAUGCAUCAGGAAAAAACAAACGCCAUUUGAUCACUACUGUAGGUCUCCAAACACACUCACACGCAGCCCUGUGAUUACAGCUCAGAUUGGUUUCGCUUUCCUCUCCUUUAUUCAGCUGUAAUUAUUGGUUAAUCAACGGUGCUCUUGGUGUGGCUGAGUUACCUUUCAGGAGAGAAACAAAAAACUCAUUUAUAAUCAUAGCUAUCGAGUCUGAAAUUCAACGCUGUGUGAAUUCCCCGUCCUGCGGUUUUCCAUUCCAUCGUAAGUAGACGUUGUUACGGUAACGACCAUUAUUACGCCUGUAGAUAUUUGUUUUCAAUCGUCUCCCCGUUUAUGACUCCUCUUGUCUGGUCGUCGGGGUGAAAUGUAAUGGCUGCGGUGCACAGGAGGGGAACAGACGACCCACGUGACUGGGCAGCAUAGGAGGGGAACAGACGACGACCCACGUGACUGGGCAGCAUAGGGAAGGAACAGACAGCGACCCACGUGACUGGACAGCAUAAGGAAGGAACAGACGACGACCCACGUGACUGGGCAGCACAGGAGGGGAACAGACGACCCACGUGACUGGGCAGCACAGGAGGGGAACAGACGACGACCCACGUGACUGGGCAGCAUAGGAGGGGAACAGACGACGACCCACGUGACUGGGCAGCAUAGGAGGGGAACAGACGACGACCCACGUGACUGGGCAGCACAGGAGGGGAACAGACGACGACCCACGUGACUGGGCAGCACAGGAGGGGAACAGACGACGACCCACGUGACUGGGCAGCACAGGAGGGGAACAGACGACGACCCACGUGACUGGGCAGCAUAGGGAAGGAACAGACAGCGACCCACGUGACUGGACAGCAUAAGGAAGGAACAGACGACGACCCACGUGACUGGGCAGCACAGGAGGGGAACAGACGACCCACGUGACUGGGCAGCUUAAGGAAGGAACGACGACCCACGUGACUGGGCAGCACAGGAAGGGAACAGACGACCCACAUGACUGGGCAGCAUAGUGAAGGAACAGACAGCGACCCACGUGACUGGGCAGCAUAGGGAAGGAACAGACGACGACCCACGUGACUGGGCAGCAUAGGGACGGAACAGACAGCGACCCACGUGACUGGACAGCAUAGGAGGGGAACAGUCGACGACCCACGUGACUGGGCAGCAUAGGGGAGGAACAGACAACGACCCACAUGACUGGGCAGCAUAGGGAACAGACGACGACCCACGUGACUGGGCAACAUAGGGAAGGAGAAGACGACGACCCACGUGACUGGGCAGCAUAGGGAAGGAACAGACAGCGACCCACGUGACUGGGCAGCAUAGGGAAGGAACAGACAGCGACCCACGUGACUUGGCAGCAUACGGAAGGAACAG
Molecule: messenger RNA, 2447 nt
Organism: Oncorhynchus mykiss (rainbow trout)
Lineage: Eukaryota; Metazoa; Chordata; Actinopteri; Salmoniformes; Salmonidae
Source: RefSeq, a predicted model, not a curated record